GAAAUAAUCUGAAUGACUGUAAAGCUUAUAAGAAUGAGAUAACAUGAAAAUGACUGAAUAUGACCUCAUGACUAUGCGGUUAAUUAAUAAUAAGACACAGCUGGGCUGAGUGUAUUCCUACAGGUUUUACUACUCAGCAGUUGUCAUUCAGACAAAGAGGCAGCAGAAUGACUGAUACUGAUGGUGUACAGUUGAAAAGUGUUACUCAUGGAAAUGGACAUGGAGUGGACAAUCCAGCAUUUCAAGCAGAGGAGGAAAAAGCAUCAGAUUACCAGAAUAAGGCUGAAGAGACUCCAAAAAAGGAGUCCAGGUCGUUUGUAAGUAAACUAUUCAAACCUAUUACGGCCAUUGAAAACUUUCUGAAGGCUCACUCCAGAAUCAUCAAGUACAUUACCCUGGGAAUACUUGGUGCAGGCUAUGUGGCAUACUUCAUUGCUGCUUGCUGGCUAGACUUCCAUAGGGCUAUUGCUCUUGUUGUUCUAACCUGUGUGGCAGUGUUUUUCACGGUGUAUGAUCUUGUGAAGAAGUACAAGGGUGACAGUAUAAAGCGUAUCUUCAAGCCUGCAAUUCGAUGCUUUAAGGCCAACAUCAGAUGGAUAAAAUGGGUGUUUAUAGUGGUAGUGGUAGGGCUGUUGGUGGCAUGGCUGGCGGUGGACACAAGCAAGCGUCCGGAGCAGCUUGUCUCCUUCGGUGGCGUCUGCCUCUUCAUCCUCGGCAUAUUCAUCUUCUCUGCACACAGACAUGCGGUGCGCUGGAGGACUCUCUUCUGGGGUCUUGGUCUGCAGUUUGUCAUUGGCCUGUUUGUCAUACGGACACAGCCAGGUUACAUAGCAUUCAACUGGCUCGGAGCUCAAGUUCAGACAUUUUUGAACUACACCCAAGCUGGGACAAGUUUUGUGUUUGGCGGACUCGUUGAAGCAGGAAUCUUUGCGUUUCAGGCUUUGCCUAUAGUGAUAUUUUUCAGCAGUGUUAUGUCAGUGCUGUACUUCCUUGGAGUGAUGCAAUGGGUUAUCAUUAAGAUUUCCUGGAUUAUGCAGAUAACAAUGGGAACCUCUCCUACAGAGUCACUGAGCGUGGCAGGGAAUAUAUUUGUUGGGCAGACAGAGGCACCACUGCUGAUUCGUCCCUACCUAAAAGACAUGACCAAGUCUGAGAUCCAUGCAGUCAUAGUUGGAGGUUUUGCUACCAUUGCUGGCAGUGUGAUGGGAGCUUUCAUUUCAUUUGGGAUUGAUGCGUCAUCGUUGAUCGCUGCCUCUGUGAUGGCAGCUCCAUGUGCAUUAGCAAUGGCCAAACUCUCAUACCCUGAAACCGAGGAGAGCAAGUUUAAAUCUGAAGCUGAGAUCAAAGUGGAUGGCGGGGAUGAAAAGAAUAUCUUGGAGGCUGCUAGUGCUGGAGCAUCCACAUCUAUUGGGCUUGUGGCUAAUAUAGGUGCUAACUUGAUAGCAUUUCUCGCCAUUUUGGACUUCAUCAAUGCUGCUUUAAGAUGGCUAGGAGGCAUGGUGGGAUAUCCAGAGAUCACAUUUGAGCUUAUCUGCUCAUAUGUGUUCAUGCCGGUGGCUUUCAUGAUGGGCAUACCAGUGGAAGAGUCCUUCACAGUGGCCGAGCUCAUCGGGACAAAGCUUUUCCUCAAUGAGUUUAUAGCUUAUGAGAAGCUCUCAAAGCUGAAAAACAACCGACUAAAUGGCAUCACGGAAGUUGGGCAGUACAUCUCAGUCAGAUCAGAAAUCAUCAGCACCUAUGCUUUGUGUGGUUUUGCCAACUUCAGUUCUCUUGGAAUUGUGAUUGGAGGCCUGUCCUCUAUUUGUCCUUCAAGGAAGAGUGACAUCUCCGCUGUAGUGCUCAGAGCCUUGAUCACUGGCACGUGUGUUUCACUGGUUAAUGCUUGCAUAGCUGGUAUUCUUGUUGUUCCUCCACUGGACUGUAUAAGGGUGUUUAAGGAUUCUGUCUUCAAUACGACUGAUGUAAACAUCCAAACAUGCUGCUAUGAUCUGUUUGGCAGUGCUGUGAACAACGGAACGCUGGUGUCUUUCGAGGGAUCUUGGAGUUUGGUGAAAAAUGCUACUGUUUACUUCACUCAGUGUUGUCAGCUCUAUAAUGAGACAAACUGCAUGUAGGACCGCCUAUUUUAACACAAUGGGCACUGCUCCUUCUAAACAGUGUAAAGGAUGUAUUUUCUAAUUAUGUAAUUUUUUUGUAAUUUAUUUGUCUACCUGAAACAGUGUAUUGUAUUUGAAUGCUUUAUUCAUUUUUUUAUUUAUGCAUGGAUCAUCAAACAAUGUAAACAUCUCUAUUUUUACCAUAUGAUGCGUUUGUUAAAUAAUAGAAUUUAGUGGAGUUCACUAAAUCAAAUCUGAUUUUCUGAAAUUGUGUGCACAUCUUACAUUAAGGUCGCAAUAAACUUUCUCUUGUUUGGUCAAA
Molecule: messenger RNA, 2418 nt
Organism: Pygocentrus nattereri (red-bellied piranha)
Lineage: Eukaryota; Metazoa; Chordata; Actinopteri; Characiformes; Serrasalmidae
Gene: slc28a1
Product: solute carrier family 28 member 1
Exons: 18
Coding region: 168-2114 (648 amino acids)
Biological process (GO): nucleoside transmembrane transport
Cellular component (GO): membrane
Molecular function (GO): nucleoside:sodium symporter activity
Source: RefSeq, a predicted model, not a curated record